Molecule: messenger RNA, 1470 nt
Organism: Tuber aestivum (summer truffle)
Lineage: Eukaryota; Fungi; Ascomycota; Pezizomycetes; Pezizales; Tuberaceae
Source: the annotation of a GenBank genome assembly
AGAUUUAGCUUAGGAAGUGUCCUGACAACAACGCAUCCAUUGGUCUGACAAAAAGCUGCUACGCUAACUUACUGUGCUCCUGUUCGUACAGUACAACCAUUUCCAAGCGCCCAAUCUAACCCACACCCACCACCUCCACCUCAAUCGAAUGUGAAUCACACGAUACCGGUAAUUCAACUCCCCCCAACCGAGGUGUCGCCCUUCUUCAAACACGCCAAACGGGCAAAUGGAUGCAGAGAAUUGAACGAGAGCUAGUAUCACUCAGGUAUCAUAAUAAGAUAGGAAUAUCACCCUACGCCACCGCAUCCGGGUACUAGUACGGUACCGGCACAUCCAUACGGCCCCGGACAGACCGGAAGCCUAAGUUUGACGGGCUCCAUCCACCCCGUCCAUCCAGCACAGCACAGCUCACCAAUUCUAUGCUCCCUGGGUACAGCUAACCCGCAGCUUGGUUGGGCUCAACACGAAAACCUUUCCCAACAUAUAAACCCGGCGUCAACCAGACCAUCUCAUCCCCCCCCCCGCCACUUGUCUCCAGUUUCGACACAACAGAAAAAGGUUCCCGCCUUGCGAAACCGCAAAACGAAGAUCCCCGCCCCAUUAGACGACCCGGCCAAAGCGCCACAAACCCUGCAAAAUGUCGACAAUAUCCUCAGCACUAACCUGGACCCUCCAACGCCUCUCCAAUAGCUCCCCACCGCCUCCAAACGGACCACCGCUCUCCGAGAAACCACCGACAAGAACCCCAACGCCCCUCCUCCCCCUCCAGCCCCCACCGCUCUCGCCGGUAACCCUAACCGGGUACUCCCCGAGCACAAGCACACAACUAAUGAGCCCGGCCCUGGCUGAGGAAAUCCGCCUGCUGCUACCGCCGCUCCUGCAACUGCACGAGACCUGGUCGCUACGUUACUCGCUGGAGCAGCACGGGGUCAGUCUAUCCACCCUCUAUGACAGGACAGGUACGGCCACGGCGGGUGCGGCGGCCGGAGGGGGCCACGUGCUCGUCGUCCGGGAUUCAGCCGGCGGGGUAAGUUCUCGCGCCCGCGGGGCAAACUGGUGGCUAACGCGCGGGGGGAAUAGAUUUUUGGCGCCUUCCUGAAUGAGCCUCCUAAGCCAACUGGUCGAUACAUCGGCACGGGGGAGUGCUUCCUGUGGAAGUCCUCUCAAGCACCGCUCAGGUUCUGGGCUUUUCCGUACAGUGGGAUUAAUGAGUACUUGAUUCUUGCUGACGGGAAUUACUUGUCUAUUGGCGGCGGGUACGUUUACUUCCGGCCGUGCGGGAGAGGGGAAAGAAGACUGAUUUUAUUUGUUGUCCGCGGACGGAACAGGGACGGUAAAUAUGGCCUCUGGCUAAACGAUACGUUCGACAAGGGUCUUAGUCAACCUUGCGAGACAUUCGGUAAUGAACCGCUUAGUGAGGAAGGCGAGAAGUUUGAAGUUAUCGGGGUGGAGGUUUGGAAGGUUGGGUGA